Messenger RNA from Clarias gariepinus (North African catfish), 2065 nucleotides. It is a transcript of the gene ankrd34bb, whose product is annotated as ankyrin repeat domain 34Bb. Lineage: Eukaryota; Metazoa; Chordata; Actinopteri; Siluriformes; Clariidae. Gene Ontology annotation, molecular function: protein binding. The transcript has 3 exons. Bases 386 to 2062 code for a protein of 558 amino acids. The record is from RefSeq and is a predicted model, not a curated record.
UCGCUGUUUUUCCUGUAUCUCUCUGUCUCUCUCUCUCUCUCUUUCAUGCACACGCUCUACUGUAAGGCACCGCCUGCCUCUAGACCUGAGAGCUCACACACCUGUUCCCUCGCUCUCUCGAUUUUGUUCACGCUCCCUUUCUCUCAUGCUCACAUUCACAUGCUCUCGGGCUCAUUUAGCCAGCACUUGUUGAUCCUUCAGUCCUUUUCAUCUGGUGUAUUGGAUAACACUCUGCCUUUUUCCGUCGUGGUGAGAGACCCCCUUGAACUGAACCUGUUCGAGGACUGAGAAGAUCUGCAGGAAGCACGAGCCCUCCAAAGCUCAGACGGCCACUGUCUUCUCCAUGAGUCCUUAAACGCCUGUCUGCCUGAAACUGCGAGUGGUCAUGGAGGACUCCACAGAGGUGUGGACCGACGGCAACUCCCUUCUAAAGGCUGUUUAUCUUUGCCGUUUGCGGCUGACCCGUCUUCUCCUGGAAGGCGGGGCUUAUAUUAAUGAAAGCAACGAGCGUGGAGAGACACCACUGAUGAUCGCAUGCAAGACUCACCAUACCGAUGCUCAGAGUGUCCCGAAACACAAGAUAGUCAGGUAUCUGCUUGAGAACGGUGCAGACCCAAAUAUCCAGGACAAAUCGGGCAAGACAGCUCUAAUGCAUGCCUGUGUGGAGCGAGCCGGGGAGGAGGUUUUGUCACAGCUGCUUUCCAGUGGAGCUGACCUGAGUUUAGAGGACCACUCAGGUUCCUCUGCACUAGUGCAUGCCGUUAACGCCGGUGACAAGGAAGCUUUACGAGUGUUACUAGAUGCUUGUAAGGCCAAAGGCAAGGAGGUCAUCAUUAUCACCACAGACAAACUCCCCUCUGGCAGACAAAUGACCAAACAGUACCUGAAUGUUCCUCUGACACCUGAUUUGGAGGAUCGGUUGCAUUUUGCCCCUAGCGUCUGCAUGUCACCCUCUGAAAUUAAACUCUCUCCUUCCCAUGUCUCCUCCCAUUCAGGCCAGCCACAAAACGCUCUUUUACACCUGGCAGAAAACCAAGCAAUGGGUUCUACCCCUGCAACUGCCACUAACUCAAGGGCUCCAUUGCAAGCAGCCAACGUAGCCAAGCUAAUUCACCUGCAAAGGUUACAUUCGGAGCCAUGGCUGAAGAUCCCACCAUCCCUGUUGCUGCAGCAAAGUAAGGCCUCGUCUUUUACAGAGGAGCUCCUAGAUAUCACCCCGGAAGAAGAGCUCUCUUUUGGCUUUACCAACCAUCGUCGUUUCCCUCAAAGAGCUUCGCCAGUUGCACGUCAUCAGAGCAUGGAUGCCACUGGUCUGCUCAGAGCUUUGGACAAAGCAACUGAAAUCGAGAAGGAACAAAAGAAGGAGGUGAACUGGCUGAGCAGGAAAAUGUCCUAUGAUGGUGUUUCACUGCCACAUUCAGCCUCACACCAUAACCUUAAAGAUGCUUCAGGCAGCGAGACCGUUCCCAUAGACAAAGACCCAGACUGCCUGCCCAACCUGGCGGUAUCCAGCCUUCAGGAUGUCAUGCGACGCCGCAACAUUGGGAUGGACCACUACAGCUCAGAUUCCCAGCUUCCUCAGUUUGGUAGUCAGCACUCAGACGAGCUUUGCAAAGGCGGCACAGCAGGAGGAGGAACAGAAAAGCGCAAGCUAGUUUACAGCCGAUCCUCCACCCUGUCUGGAUCAAGGGAGUCUCUGGAAAGCAUAGUCCAAAGGAGAAGCCCAGCUGUGAUGGAGCGCCGAGGAUCUGGGGCUCUUCUGCUGGAUCAUAUUGCACAAACUCGGCCAGGCUACCUGCCACCGCUGAACCCACACGCACCCAUUCCAGAUAUCAAAGUUAACACCACUAUUGCUGGCGCUGACCAGGGAACCAAACCUGCUCUUGCCACUGCAGCUGGAACCGGUACCAAAUCUGUUGCCCCUGGUCAAAGGCAUUUUGUGCCCUGUGCCCCUAGCCUUCCCAGAGACCAGAAGACCAAAAAGACUCUGCUGAGAAGACACUCCAUGCACACAGAGCAGAUUAAGCGCCUUGGCAACUUUGGGGAGAUUUUUGGACAAUAGAUU